AUGGGAAGCUUUGUACCCCUGCCCGAACCUCCGGUCGUGGCGGUCAAGCAAACCCCGUUCGCGUCGUUGGCCCCUCCGCUCUACAACUUUAAUUCGUUUCAGGGGACACAUACACACGAGCAAGCCUUCCAACAGAACACGAACUCGACCUACACUGCCACGCAUCAGCCCGACCUUGCCCUCCCAACACCGGCGCUGCCCAAUUACGAACUACCUCCCGGUGGCCAGCUUGACGGCUUCGGCACGACGGAAACGCCGUUCAAGAUGGAUUCGGAACGACUAGUUACUGGGACUUCGGCUCCUCUGUUCGAUCCGGACCAGAUGCAAUGGCCGUUACUGGAUAGAAGGACGGGGUUGACACCCUUGGAAACGCUACCGACCGGAUUCAGUCCAUGGCCGGCGUGGCAAGGUGGGCCGGAAACUCCUGCGUGGCCGGGAUAUCAGUAA
Molecule: messenger RNA, 447 nt
Organism: Microbotryum saponariae
Lineage: Eukaryota; Fungi; Basidiomycota; Microbotryomycetes; Microbotryales; Microbotryaceae
Source: the annotation of a GenBank genome assembly